AUGCCAAAUCCAAACCCCCUAGGUUACAGCGAGAAGGACCUGGCUCCUCCCAAUGUAUUGGACGAGACCCCCCUCGCUCGAGGUAUCCGUACCCGCACGCACGAUGAUGAAGAAGAGAUCCGACGAGGCUCAAAGACCCCUCGCAAGCCAUCGGUCGUCGCCGCGCUCAAGGCCAAUUAUGGGAUCGCCCAGAUUCCCUCGGACGGAGACAGCAUCAAGCUCGGCUUCGACUCGACCCACCGGAAACUCAAGCCCAGGCACAUCCAGCUCAUAGGCAUUGGAGGCACCAUUGGGACGGCCCUGUACGUCCAGAUCGGCCGUGGCUUGCUUAACGGCGGUCCUGGCAGUCUGUUCCUAGCCUUUACUAUCUGGUGCACAUUCAUUCUCUGCGUGACCAACUGCAUGGCGGAAAUGGUGACGUACCUCCCGAUCUCGUCGCCAUUCAUCCGGUUCGCAGGCCGCUACGUCGACGAGGCAUUCGGAGUGGCAGCCGGGUACAACUUCUUCGUGUUCGAGGCGAUGCUGGUGCCGUUUGAGAUUGUGGCGUGCAACGUCAUCAUCCACUUCUGGAGCGACGUGGUGCCGGCGGGCGGCAUCAUCGCCAUUGUGAUCGUGUGCUACGGCGUGAUCAACGUGUUCGCGGUGCAAUGGUACGGCGAAUCCGAGUUCUGGCUGGCCCUGGGCAAGGUGUUGCUGAUCGUCGGCUUGAUCAUCUACACCUUCAUCGCCAUGCUCGGCGGCAACCCGCUCGGCGACCGCUUCGGGUUCCGGUACUGGAACCACCCGGGCUCGUUCACGGAGCUGUACUACGACGGCUCGCUGGGCCGGUUCUUGGGGUUUCUGCAAUGCCUGAUCCAGGCCUCCUUCACCAUCGCCGGCCCGGACUACGUGUCCAUGGCGGCCGGGGAAGCCGAGAACCCGCGCAAGGUGCUGCCCAAGGCUUACAAAGCCGUCUUCUACCGGCUGACCGCCUUCUUCAUGCUCGGCUCGCUGUGCGUCGGCAUCCUGGUGCCUUACGACGACCCCGAGCUUAUCGAGGCCUUUUCCUCCGGCAAACCCGGCGCCGCCGCCUCCCCUUACGUCGUGUCCAUGAACCGCCUGCACAUCCCCGUGUUGCCGCACAUUGUCAACGCCAUGGUCCUCGGCGCCGCCUUUUCCGCCGGCAACAGCUACGUCUACUGCGCCAGUCGGAGCUUGUUCGGCCUGGCUCUCGAGGGCAAGGCCCCGCGCAUCUUCACCCGCUGCACUAGGAACGGUGUUCCCGUCUACUGUGUCAUGUUGGUGCUGUUGCUCAGCCUGUUGAGCUUUUUGCAAGUCAGCAACGACGCCGCUGUCGUUUUGAGCUGGUUCGUCAACUUGGUCACGGCGUCGCAACUGAUCAACUUCGCCGUCAUGGCAUUCACCUUCAUCCAGUUCAAAAAGGCCCUCGACGCCCAAGGCAUCGACCGCAACUCCCUACCCUACAAGUCGUGGUGGCAGCCGUUUUCCGCCUACUACGCGCUGACGGGCUGUUUCAUCAUGACCUUUGUCGGCGGCUACACCGUCUUUCUGCCGGGCUUCUGGGACGUGCCGACCUUCCUGUUCAGCUACACCAUGAUCGGCGUCUUCCCGGUCCUGUUUGUCGGCUGGAAGCUGUACAAGAAGACGAAAUGGAUGAAGCCGCACGAGGUCGAUCUCAGAAAGGACAUGGACGAUCUCGAGGAGUAUGAGAGGUCUUAUGUGCCUAGACCACCGAGGUGA
This is a messenger RNA of Capronia epimyces CBS 606.96, 1740 nucleotides long. RefSeq lists its product as uncharacterized. The record is from RefSeq and is a predicted model, not a curated record. The transcript has 3 exons. Gene Ontology annotation, molecular function: amino acid transmembrane transporter activity. Gene Ontology annotation, cellular component: membrane. NCBI's taxonomy places the organism in Eukaryota, Fungi, Ascomycota, Eurotiomycetes, Chaetothyriales, Herpotrichiellaceae. The coding region runs from base 1 to 1740 and encodes 579 amino acids. Gene Ontology annotation, biological process: amino acid transmembrane transport.